UAUAUCUUCCGGUUGUUACCAGUAUAUGGGCGACUCUAUGUUUCUACCAACUACUUGUGCUUCAAGAACAGCGGGCCGCUUGCUUCCAGAACUCGGUUGAUACUUCCUAUUCGAGAUAUUCUAUCCACCGAGAUCUCAAAGGCAUUCCGGUUUGCACACUAUGGGCUUAUUGUGAUCAUCAAAGGCUACGAAGAGCUCUUUCUCGAAUUCGGCCAGCAAGACCGUCGAGCAGCAUUUGUUCGCAUCCUUAACCGUCAGAUAGAGGAUGUUAGAAGGCGCGAUGCAAGGGGUGAACCAGUAACGCCUAGUCAGGGUCAACGAGAUGCCCUCAUCCUCGAGGAGUUUGUUUCCAAAACCACAUCCAAAGAGGAUUCUGAUCCUCCGCCCGCACCUGAGACUAUGACAAAUUCGCUUCCUGCUGUCAUGUUCACGUCGACCUCUUCGACUUUCUUGACCUUCAAACCCAAGAAUCCUCUGCGCUUCACUUUUCUGACUAUUGGCUCGCGGGGCGACGUGCAACCAUACAUCGCCUUAGCGAAAGGUUUGAUGGCCGAUGGUCAUCAUGUCAAGAUUGCCACUCACGGAGAAUUUCAGAGCUGGGUUGAAUCAUAUGGCAUCGAAUUCGGAUAUGUCGGUGGCGAUCCAACAGAACUCAUGCGUAUAUGUGUCGAGAAUGGUACUUUCACAGUAUCAUUCUUGCGCGAGGGUAUGCAGAAGUUCCGUGGCUGGAUUGACGACCUGCUGAAGACAGCAUGGGACGCAUGCCAGGAUACCGAUGUUCUCGUAGAGUCUCCUAGUGCUAUGGCAGGAUACCACAUCGCCGAGGCUCUCCGUAUUCCUUAUUUCAAGGCGUUUACAAUGACGUGGUCGAGGACCAGGGCCUAUCCCCACGCUUUCGCUGUUCCUGAAAGGAAGAUGGGAGGCAGUUAUAACUAUAUGACCUAUGUCAUGUUCGAUCAAGUCUUCUGGAGAGGUACCGCCGGUCAAAUCAAUCGCUGGCGCCGGAACACUCUGGGUCUCCCAAGCACUUCUUUGGACAAGAUGGAGCCUCAUAAGAUCCCUUUCUUGUACAACUUCAGUCCUAUCGUAGUUCCACCCCCCCUCGAUUGGCCUGAAUGGAUUCGCGUGACCGGAUACUGGUUUCUUGACGAUGCAAGUGUUGGCGCCAAGAAGUGGACGCCACCUCCUGACCUAGUCGAAUUCAUCGAUUCUGCGCAUAGCCAAGGGAAGAAGGUCGUGUACAUAGGGUUUGGCAGCAUCGUCGUCUCCGAUCCCAAGGCCAUGACCCGCUGUAUCGUCGAUAGCAUCGUGCAGGGCGGCGUACAUGCUAUAUUGUCCAAAGGCUGGUCCGACAGAUUGACAAAGAACGUGGCCGAAGUUCCUGAGGCCGAAGAGCCACUGCCCAAAUCGAUCUAUCCUCUUGCUUCCGUGCCACACGACUGGCUCUUCAAGCGCAUUGAUGCUGCAUGCCAUCAUGGAGGAGCCGGGACCACUGGCGCGAGCUUACGAGCUGGCAUCCCAACAAUCAUCAGACCUUUCUUCGGAGAUCAAUUCUUCUGGGCUGAUCGCGUUGAAGCACUGGGCGUCGGCACUGGUGUGCGGAAGUUGACAGUGGACAGCAUGGCUGAGGCUCUUAUCGCUGCCACGACAGAUCACAAACAGAUAGAUCGGGCGAAACUAGUUGGCGAGCAAAUCCGUUCAGAGAAUGGUGUUGCCAUUGCCAUCGAAGCCAUCUACCGUGAUUUAGAAUAUGCCCGCUCACUCAUUCGACGAACAGUCCACGAAGAUGCUGUUGAUGCAGAAGAUAGCACCAUUCGAGAGCACGACCAAUCCCUUUCUUCACUUUCCAGUCGACCCGAAACACGAUCUGAGGAAAGCUCUGGCAAUGGUGCUCCCAGCGAGUCCGGUGGCGGUGCCCCUAGCGAGGAUUGGAGCGUUAUCUCUGAUCAAGAUAACACACGAUCUUCGACGAGCUCGUCACGGCAUAACGAAGGAAAGGAUAGAACGUUGUCUCCCAAACGUAGCAGUCUCACUGCGGCCGUUCUAUCUGUCCUACCUGACGCGCUAACAACAUCAGGCCACCGCCGCUCUCGCUCGGCUUCAUCCGUCUCCACUGGGUGAUACAGAAGAUAUCCCUUGUCUCCUUGUGACAAGCCUAGACGCGCCAACAUGCCUUAACUAUUUUCACUAUAUCAUUUCCACGUCGGGGUCGUUUUACAGUAUUGUACAUCUAUCGUGUGCCAAUUGUGGAAUCAGUACUAGAGUCUCUUCCACGGACGGAUACAUGCCUUACUUUACUGUACAACAUUCUCGCUAUAAUGUUUAUCAAAUAUACGCUUGC
Molecule: messenger RNA, 2341 nt
Organism: Heterobasidion irregulare TC 32-1
Lineage: Eukaryota; Fungi; Basidiomycota; Agaricomycetes; Russulales; Bondarzewiaceae
Product: glycosyltransferase family 1 protein
Exons: 9
Coding region: 400-2121 (573 amino acids)
Biological process (GO): carbohydrate metabolic process
Molecular function (GO): hexosyltransferase activity; UDP-glycosyltransferase activity
Source: RefSeq, a predicted model, not a curated record